Molecule: messenger RNA, 1703 nt
Organism: Clarias gariepinus (North African catfish)
Lineage: Eukaryota; Metazoa; Chordata; Actinopteri; Siluriformes; Clariidae
Gene: bhlhe23
Product: basic helix-loop-helix family, member e23
Exons: 1
Coding region: 288-974 (228 amino acids)
Molecular function (GO): protein dimerization activity
Source: RefSeq, a predicted model, not a curated record
GGAGCGCGCGCACAAGUUCGCACGAGGUGUCUAAAGUGCGCGUAACGUAACUGUGUGCGUUUUAGCACAUCACACGCUCGUGCGAGGUGAUCAGAUCAGGCGUGUGCGCGAGGAAGCGAGGUUGGCUCAAAUUACAACUUUCACAUUUUCUGGGUACGGUGGUGAGGACUUUCAGACAGCACGAAGAAAGCGCAAGAAAACGCAUAGAAGACCUACACCAGGAACACAGCGGAUACGGUUUCGCUUUCCGAUAUUUUUAUUUUUUAAAUUCGUUUAUUUUUUCCAUAAUGAAUGCUCGAGAGGAGAACUUGCUGAAAUCGAUCAGCAACGACACGCUGUUGGACCUGACGCAGCGGUACGGCCAAGCGGCGCUGGGCUUCGGCGCGGGUCACGGCGCAUCGAGUCCUGCUCGCUUCCCGCUCGCCUCCUCCGCCGCUGCAGACUUCCUCACGGCGCAGACGGCCAAGUCUGGCGAGAGUGGCGGCGAGCACACGAGCGACGACGACGACGGCUUCGACGUGGACGCUCGGAAACAGAGCCCGGCCUUUGGAGAGGACCCCAAGCACCCGACCGCCAAGAAGCCCAAGGAGCAGCGCUCUCUGCGCCUGAGCAUCAACGCGCGCGAGCGCCGGCGCAUGCACGACCUGAAUGAUGCGCUCGACGGCCUGCGCGCGGUUAUCCCGUAUGCACACAGCCCGUCCGUGCGCAAACUGUCCAAAAUCGCCACGCUGCUCCUCGCCAAGAACUACAUCCUCAUGCAGGCGCAGGCUCUGGAGGAGAUGCGUCGACUCGUGGCGUACCUUAACCAGGGCCAAACGAUCACGUCGGCCGUACCGAGCGCGCUGGCCCCGUUCGGACAGACCACCGCCACCGUGUACCCGUUUUCAGGCACAGCGCUAGCCGCCUGUGUGGAGAAGUGCUCGUACUCGGCGGCGCCUUCGAGUCUCUUCAAGCACUGCAGCGAUAAGCCUUGAUUUACACACAUACACACACUCCUGCGCGCUUACUCGAACUUGACCCGCAGCUGGUCUCAAUAUACACAACUGAAAUGUUUUGUUGUUUGGGAAGGGAACUUUAGUCUAAUACAUAAUUCUUCGACAUGUUUAAAUAACUACUAUAAUAUUUCAUCCAGGUAAUGUAAACUAUGUGUAAGAAGGGUCACAGUAUAUUUUGGAACAGGCUUUUUAAAUUCCUCACGUUUAGACGCUUUUCUCCUCCGUCCUCUUGAUAACGCGAAAAAUAUUUAACAAUAUGUGAUGUUCUGCAUUGCAUUAAAGUGCAUGUUAAGUGAUCCUAUGGGAAAAUACAUCAUUCUUCAAAAAGCCGCUAACUGCCAUUGCAAACCUCAGAAGUUUCCCCAAGUAAUUUAGUUUAUUAUUAGUAAACUAUGCAACGUACCACAAUGAGAAAGAACAAAAACAGCGAUUUAUGAUGAAUAUUCAGAUUGACAGUCAGACAUCCAUACGGGCCAAGCACAGCCUGAAUUCUCUCGCCCUCUCUUCUAUCAGUGCUUUGUGGAGAAAAUGCUAACGUGUAAUGCAUUUUGAAUCUGAUGGUGAUUUUGGAUAUGUUAAUGAGCAGAUUCACUUGAUUGUAUUGUACGACUGUGAAGAUCUAGUUACUUGAUGACGCCUAAACUGACAAAACGUUUGGUCUUGUUGCUACAUGAGUUUCAUAUAUUGUUUAUACGUCUUUAUAAUUAA